AAGUUGCAAGAUUCUCAUGUUCUGUUUGACCAUACAUAGUUUGUCCUGGAGACGUCCUGGAGACGUCGCACGGUGGGAAAAAAGAUUGUGUGUGACUAUGCUGAAAUAUGUUAGUGUUUGGAUCACCCUGUGUAUAUUACGACUUAAUGGAACAUUAUUUUCAAAUCUUGCUUUUCAAAAACCUGCCACCAUGAGUACAGUGUAUAACUAUAUCAGCACCCCGGCACGAGCCGUGGACGGAAACAACGGAACUGACUGGUAUUCCGACUUCUGUGCCUCAUCGAACUAUGACGACCUGGAACCGUGGUGGAUGGUGGAUCUGCGUGGGUACUUCCACAUCCAUAACGUCACCAUCACGAACAGGGGAGACGGGAAUUGGCGGCGUCUACACAGCUUCACCAUUGACGUGUUUACGGAAAACCCAAUAGGCUGUGCACGCGCCACACCAGUCCAGUGUUACAACCGCACCGACCAACUGGGGCGUGGCGAGACUGUACAGUUUAAAUGUCGCUCGCCCGUGAUUGGUCGGUUCGUCCGUAUUAAGAAGUGGAAAAUGAUGAGCCAUGAUGAUGUACUGACAUUGUGUGAGGUUCAAGUGAUUGGAACAAAAGAGACAGCUUGUCCUUUCACAAGACUUUUCCAUCGAGCACGAGGGACGCGACUGGACUCGACAGAUGACGUCAUUUCAGGCGUUGCUGACGUCAUGAAUUGCGCGAGCAGAUGUGGCCACCGCGAUUGUUUGGCGUUCAACUACAACCAGAACAGUCAACAGUGUCAGCUCAUUUCAGCUCCGACGUUUCUCGAUUCAACAACGAUGACGUCAUCGUGGGAUUACUACGGAGUGGAUCUUUGUUGAUCUAUUUAAUACCUGAACUUUGUUAAAACUGGAAGAAACACGGGAUGAGUCUGUACUGGGCAGGUCCGGGAUUUUAUAAAGAGGGAUCCUAAAAGGGGAAGUCUGUAUCUGCAAAGCUCCAGAAUGGGGUGAACAUUCAAAUGUUUCCGAUGACAUUCUGCUUAAUAUCUGAACUUCCUUGAUUUGGAUUGGAUAAAAUAUUAACGUUGAAGCACGUCUCUCCAGGGAACAAGUUGUGACUUCGCUAGUGACUGGAAAUACGAAACGAUUCAAAUAGGUGCAAAGAAAAAUUAUCGGCCUGCGCUGUCAGUCGACCUACCUACGUAUUAACCAAACUGCUUCUGAUGAUCGAUGAUCCCAAAUCCCAACUGAUUCACAACACUAUACAUCAGAAUAAAUAGGCUUACCCAAA
Molecule: messenger RNA, 1268 nt
Organism: Gigantopelta aegis
Lineage: Eukaryota; Metazoa; Mollusca; Gastropoda; Neomphalida; Peltospiridae
Product: fucolectin-1-like
Exons: 4
Coding region: 17-856 (279 amino acids)
Source: RefSeq, a predicted model, not a curated record